Molecule: messenger RNA, 2079 nt
Organism: Onychomys torridus (southern grasshopper mouse)
Lineage: Eukaryota; Metazoa; Chordata; Mammalia; Rodentia; Cricetidae
Gene: Tmem51
Product: transmembrane protein 51
Exons: 4
Coding region: 640-1392 (250 amino acids)
Source: RefSeq, a predicted model, not a curated record
AGAGCUGGCAGGGGACGCAGAUCCGUGCCUGGAGUCGCGGGGUUCCCAGACAAACUUCCAGGCAGGUGAGACGGCUCUGUGUUCCGAGGACCCUCCCCCGCUCCAGGCGGAGGGAGAAGCCAGCCUGUGAUUCGCUGGAAAGUUUUCUGUCAAGCUGGGAACGCGCCCCUUACGGGGACACUCACUCCGGAGCUGGGGCUCAAAGUAGGGAUCCGGAGAGCGUCCGGGAGACCCGGGAGUGGGGAGCUGGCCGACGGCGUGAGCUGAGAACCUGGGAAAAUCUCGCUUCCUUCCUCCUUCCCUCUUCCGUCCAUCACUGGGCUGGGCGGCCGGGAGCUGCGGGUGAAGAGGAGGCGGCCGCCUGGGAGCACAGGAAGGUGGGUCCACAGCUGAAAGUUUUAGCAUGACAGCCGUGCAGGAGUCUGCCCAAAGUCUCCCUAGAAGCCCCAGACAUCUUAUCCACCCGGUCCACCCCAGAUGCCUGGCAUUUGAAGAGAGCCGUCACUUGAGUGUCUGCUGAUGAUUUUUUACUGUGACAUAGGAGAAGUUCUUUGGUACAUGGAAGGAGUGUCUGUUGCCACUACUGUCUUCUAAUUUAUUUUUCUCUCUUUGAGCCGAGUCUUGUCCCUCUCUGCUGCCAUGAUGGCCCAGUCCAAGGCCAAUGGCUCACACUAUGCACUGACGGCCAUCGGCCUGGGGAUGCUGGUCCUCGGGGUCAUCAUGGCCAUGUGGAACCUGGUCCCUGGUUUCAGCGCUGCAGAUAAGCCAACAGCUCAGGGCAACAAGACAGAGGGAGGUGGUGGUAUCCUCAAGAGCAAGACUUUCUCAGUGGCCUAUGUGCUGGUCGGCGCUGGCGUGAUGCUGCUGCUUCUGUCCAUUUGCCUGAGCAUCCGGGACAAGAGGAAGCUUCGGCAGAGCGAGGAGCUGGCCCGCAUCCAACAGCAAGCGGGAGCUGUGCCUCCCACCCAGGAGGAAGACAGCCAGGAGGAAGAAGAAGAGGAAGCCUCUUCACGGUACUACGUACCCAGCUAUGAGGAAGUGAUGAACACGGGCUACUCGGAAACCAGGGGGCAGGAGCAGAACCCGAGACUAAGCAUCUCUCUCCCCUCCUAUGAGUCGCUCACGGGGCUCGACGAGACGACCCCCACAGGCACUAGGGCCGAGACAGAGGCCAGCCCAGGGCAUGCUCCCGACAGGCAGAACUCCAAGCUGGCCAAACGCCUGAAGCCACUCAAAGUUCGAAGGAUUAAAUCUGAAAAGCUUCACCUCAAAGACUUUAGGAUCAACCUCCCAGACAAGAACAUUCCUCCUCCCUCUAUUGAGCCUUUGACUCCUCCACCACAGUAUGAUGAAGUCCAGGCCAAGGCCCCCGAUGCCCGGCCUCCCGACUGACCCUUCUGACUACACUCCCUCCCAUCUCACCCUCCACACCAACAGACUGCGUCGAAGCCACUUCAGCCCCAGACGAGGGGUCAGGGCACACUUAGCCACUGUGAUGGGGAUUCUGGGUAGAGGGCUUUACUAAGGAUGGUUCAUAGGGACUCACGUAGCAGGUGCAUCAGAAGGAUGCUGGGGCUUGUGAUAAGCUGGACCACCACAAGGCCUUGGCAUCCCCUCCAUCUUCCUUCCCAACUCGGAUCGUUGGUGACACAGUCCUCUUCUGAGCUGGGACAGGAUCCCUAGUGACUGAUGUGAACCCAGGUUGUCUCCUUCCGCUUCCACCACAGUUGCUGUGUUUCAAAAAGAAACCAAGGGUUGUGCUUGCUUUCUUCACUGGAGCUUCAAACCGGCGGAGAACACGACUCAGCUUUGGCCAAAAGGACACAGGACUGUCAUAUGAAUAAAAUGAUGACCGUGUGGGGGUGAGUUGUCCGGGAGGCCCCUAGGGGCCCCUGGUGCUGUCGGUUCUUUGAGGGUCUACGGCCUGAUGACCUUCAGCACGUGACACAUGAGGUGGUUGUCUGAUUCGGUACACUGGUCUCUUGUGGGUGACGAAAGGCAAGAGAGGAAAAGUCACUGUUCCGUGUCUUCUCAAAUGCCAUGCGGCUGGGCAUUUUAUAAUAAAGUGUUUUAUAUGUA